AUGGACGCAGAUGAAGUCGCCGUGGUAUUAACUGGUCUGUGUUACUUUUAAAGUUUUAUUUCGAAGUUAUAUUAGGCUAUUGUAUGUUUUAUUGACAGCUGAGAAAUGUAUGCUCCUGCUAUGUAGGCUAUUGUUUGGCUACUGGAAUGGAAAGCGCUGGUGUUCCCCUUUGGACAAGUUCUGUUUUAUUUUUUAUCAGGGUUCGGACCUUUCAGACAGUACUUAGUAAAUCCAAGUUGGCAGGCAGCUCAGGUAAUGUAACAUGUUGGGUAUCUCAAUUGAAUGUGUACAUUUAAUUCAAUACAUUUAGUUAUUGUGUAAACUAUAUAUCUUAUGUCCUGCAUUUGCAACAGGGUUUGGGGAAGGUCAGACUGGGAGAGAACAUUAAUAUCUACAUUAAAGAGGUACCAGUGAGCUACACCAAAUCACAGCAGGUCAUAGUUUAUUUUAUUUAUUUUAUUUUUAUUUUAGUCAUUUAGCAGACGCUCUUAUCCAGAGCGACUUACAUGAGCAAUUUGGGUUAAGUGCCUUUCUCAAGGGCACAUCGACAGAUCUUUCACCUAGUCGGCUCGGGGAUUAGAACCAGCGACCUUUCGGUUACUGGCACAACGCUCUUAACCACUAGUUGGCAUGUGGGAAACUGUUAACCCAAAGGUAAAUAUGCAUACCAUGAUGGAAGGGGGGUUGGGACAAGAGUGCAAUCCUCUUCUAACAGUCAAAUAACGAAAACAUGUUUUGCUUCUUUACCUGUGUCUAUACUGCUUUUCAGCCCCAUUACUGUACUCAAAUGUGAAGAUUGACUUCCUGACUUUUGUCUGUGAUUCCAAGUUUGCCAUACACCUUGGAAUAGCCCCGGGUUCCAGAGGCAUCUCUCUGGAGCAGACAGGCAAGAACCAUGGUUACAGUGAUAGAGAUGUGUGUGGCUUUUGUCCUGUCAAUCAUUGCUGUGUUGAAGGAGGACCAGACAGACUAGACUCCAUCAUAGACAUGAGGUCCCUCUCCAAGGACCUCAAACAAAUGGGUCUGGAUGUCAUCUACUCAAGGGAUGCAGGAAGGUAGGGUUCCAUAUAUCUCAGAUAUACUGUACAUUAAUAGUAAAGACAAUGAUUUGUAAGGCAUUCUCUCUUACCCAGGUACCUGUGUGAUUUUGUGUAUUACUGCUCUCUGUACCAUGGCCAUGGGAGGGCAGCCUUCAUCCACGUGCCAGCCUCAGGCAGCCUGGCCACUCCUGACAGACUGGUGCCCCUGCUGCAGACUGUCAUUCAGGCCAUGCUCAACCAGCUGGAGGCCCUACAGACAGCACAAGACCACAUGACAACUGUCUCCAAGACUCCCGAAGACCCAACCAUGGCUACCUCAGGCAUAGUGCACACAGGAGAUGACCCAUGACCGGUGUGAGUUAGAUCAUGCCGCCCUUAUUGUUACUAUUCAUACUGUAUCAAUGUGUUGUAAACAGAAAGUCAUUCUGCUAAAUAUACAAUAAUGGAAUACAGUCAGGGUAUGUUGAGAUAAGCAAUCAGUCAUGACAAAAAGUCAUCUUUCUCAUUCACGUUUUUAUUCAAAUUUUAAGAAAAAAAGAAAAAUACAAGAAAUUCUCAUAGAUACACAUUAAGAGAAUGGC
Molecule: messenger RNA, 1621 nt
Organism: Coregonus sp. 'balchen'
Lineage: Eukaryota; Metazoa; Chordata; Actinopteri; Salmoniformes; Salmonidae
Source: the annotation of a GenBank genome assembly